UAGGGUUGGCGCAUGCGUGAUGAAUAUCGUCGCCAUUACAUAGUGAGGGUGGCAUGGCAUCAACAGAACGCGGCACGCUUAUUUGGCGGGCGGACGUCGACGGCCAUCUUGAAACUUUGGAAGUUCGCUGCGCGGGAAAUAUAGGAGAUUGCACUACGAAAAUGCUGUCUCCCUAUUGGUGUGUGUACUUGUCAGUACUCUUGAUCGUCGCAGUUUCCGGAGCGCCGGUUGCGCAGAGCUCAGAGGCAGACGAGAGCGGCAAAUCGGAUGUUCCUGUCGAACAGUUGGAAAAGUUGAAAUUGGCAGAUUCCAGCAAGGAACUUGACCUGCAAAGGGAACACGUCGAAUAUCACGCUCUAGAUGCUAUAAAAGAAGAUGGGAAGGUGGUAUCUAAGUUCGAACAGCACGCGUCAGCUGACACGGUACCAGGAGAGAAGCCGCAAGUACAUGCGCAGGCGCAGCUCGACAUACCGGCGGCGGGAGUGCACAAGGUGGUCGUACAGGAUGGAACGCACGUUAGUGUGAUGGACGCCACUGUACCUACUACUGUCGCUAGUGAGGAGCAGACUACCAAGGUUUUCCACGGCGCGGCUCGUCUGGUCCAACCUGGUUCCGCCACGUCCGCCAACAACGCGGCGAAUCAUCCACCGAAUCACUCAGCGGUUCGACGGGCAUACAACGCUGAUAUCGCCAAGGAGAACAAGAACAAUAUGGAGCACUAUUCGUACCCGGGCGUGCAGUACUCGCCUCUAGACAUGGCUGAGUAUGUGUUCUGGACGGGAGACGAGCGCGGAGUCACCACCGCCAUUGAAGAUUUCCUACAAGAGGGCAUGAUGACAAAGGAAGAAGCGUUAAAUUUCCUGCAAGAGAUCAAGUUCAACAUAGAAUACUUGCGGGCUCACUACGCGCAGAAUGUCCGAGCGGCGGAGGAGGGCGUGCAGCAGGAGCGCUUGAGGAACAUUCUGAUGGAACAGAACGCCAAGGAGUACCAGUACAGGCCGGCACAGUUCCCCUUCAGUGACAUCCGCAGCAGCGGCAAAUCAUGGGAGCUCAACAAUAAUCUUCUACCAGCGUUGUCUGCUACUGACCUCAGGCCUGAACCUAUGAAGCGAUCCUACGAUCCGAUGCUCCAGACCAACAUUAUCAGUACUUCUGAUUAUGAACGCGACGGACAAAUUAUAACGGAAGAAGAGUACGAAGAGAUGAUGGAAAAGCUUCGAGCGGCCGACAACUUGUACACGGAGUACACUCUGGAGGAGAUAAUCUAUCAACUGGCUAAGAUGAUGUUCUCUCAAUCACUGUCCCGCGAGCCGGCCAGCGCUCGCGCAGCCACGCAGAGGUUCAUGGCCUUCCUCGAGCUGGAGGCGGAGAGAGGCCAACUAUCGCGUACUAUCGAGAAGAAAGUCCUCGACGUUAUGAUCGCGGCGUUAACGGACACCAUUGGCGACCACCCUGAGCUGCUGCAGCCCAGAGACGCGCUCGGUCUUAGCCCCGCUAACAAAAUAAUGCAUCAAUUCGUGGAGUUGGGUACGUCAGAGCCGAGCAUGUCGCGCGCUUUGCUCGCCGCAUACAAGGACGAGCUGCUGAAGGGCCCGCACAAACUGACCUUCCCGGAGAGAAACUAGAUCAUACAUUUAUGUGCCAUUUUACGUAUUUAAUAUAAGCAAAAACAUAUAUGUUUAGUUUUAAUUUAGCUGAGUAUCGUUACUUCUACAUUUAUAACAUUCCUACAGCAUUAUGAAAAAAAAUAGUACUAAUUUCUAUUAAAACAGGAAACAUAUAAUCCCGCCUAAUUGUAAAGACAUGUUUCCUAUAAAAAUCGAUUUCGGACUUUUGAAAUAUAAAAUUUUGUCUUUUUUUUACUUUAAUCCUUGUUGUUAAACACUUCAUUUAGCGAUGACUGUGUGUGAGAAUCGAGGGUAGUCAAAUAAAAUAUUGAAAAACACCAUUAAAGUACCCUAACUGUAUUUAUUGUUUCAGAUCAGACAUCUCUAAAUUUCACUUCCACUUACAAAUGUAGUGCAAUGCCAAAAAAUAAAUACCGUAGUCUUAGGUACCUGAAUUGACUAGGAUUUAAGAACUUUUGUAUAUAGUUAUUAAAAAAAUCUACAAUUCUAUACAAUCCAUAUGUUUAGAAAA
This is a messenger RNA of Papilio machaon (common yellow swallowtail), 2139 nucleotides long. RefSeq lists its product as uncharacterized. Lineage: Eukaryota; Metazoa; Arthropoda; Insecta; Lepidoptera; Papilionidae. Bases 54 to 1625 code for a protein of 523 amino acids. The record is from RefSeq and is a predicted model, not a curated record. The transcript has 14 exons.